Zychaea mexicana is the source of this 1923-nucleotide messenger RNA. Its product is annotated as GTP binding protein 4. Gene Ontology annotation, molecular function: GTP binding; RNA binding; GTPase activity. The record is from RefSeq and is a predicted model, not a curated record. Bases 1 to 1923 code for a protein of 640 amino acids. Gene Ontology annotation, cellular component: nucleolus. Lineage: Eukaryota; Fungi; Mucoromycota; Mucoromycetes; Mucorales; Lichtheimiaceae. The transcript is spliced from 6 exons. Gene Ontology annotation, biological process: ribosomal large subunit biogenesis.
AUGUCCUCGCUUUACAACUUUAAAAAGAUCGAGCCGGUGCCUACGGCCACUGACUUUAUUGACAUUAUCUUGUCAAAGACCCAGCGCAAGACCCCUACAGUCAUUCGCAAAAACUACAACAUUGGCCGUAUUCGACAAUUUUAUAUGCGCAAGGUCAAAUUCACCCAAGAUAGUUUUGAAGAAAAGUUCAAGGCUAUCUUGGACGAAUUCCCAAAGUUGGACGACGUUCACCCAUUCUAUGCCGAUCUCAUGAACGUGUUAUACGACAAGGAUCAUUACAAGUUGGCUUUGGGUCAAAUCAACACAGCACGCCACUUGAUUGACCAAGUAGCAAAGGAUUAUGUUCGUUUGCUCAAGUUUGGUGAUUCGUUGUACCGCUGUAAACAGUUGAAGCGUGCUGCCUUGGGAAGAAUGGCCACGAUCAUGAAACGUCAAAAGGACAGCUUAGCAUACUUGGAACAAGUUCGACAGCAUUUGUCUCGUCUCCCAUCGAUUGAUCCCAACACCCGCACGUUGUUGAUCUGUGGUUAUCCCAACGUGGGCAAAUCGAGUUUCAUCAACAAAAUCACCCGCGCUGAUGUCGAUGUCCAACCCUACGCUUUCACCACGAAGUCCUUGUUUGUCGGCCACAUGGAUUACAAGUAUAUGCGAUGGCAAGUCAUUGAUACGCCCGGUAUCUUGGAUCAUCCCUUGGAGGAGCGUAAUACCAUUGAGAUGCAGUCCAUUACUGCCAUGGCCCAUUUGCGAUCAUGUGUCAUGUAUUUCAUGGAUUUGUCCGAACAGUGUGGCUACAGUGUUGAGGAUCAGGUCAAGCUUUUCCACAACAUCAAGCCCCUCUUUGCCAACAAGCCAAUCGUUCUUGUGAUCAACAAGAUUGAUCAGGUCAAGCCUGAAGAUCUUCCUGCCGAACAACGUGCCUGGAUUGAGGAAAUCAUGAACCAAGACGCCGCUACUGUGUUGACCAUGUCGUGCUAUUCCGAAGAAGGUGUCAUGGCCGUGCGUAACAAUGCUUGUGACAAACUUUUGGCCGCUCGUGUCGAAAUGAAGAUGUCUGGUAACAAGAUCAACGACGUGAUCAAUAAGAUCCAUCUUGCCAUGCCCACUGCCAGAGACACUGUGGCUCGUCUGCCCAAUAUCCCUGACGGUGCUUUGAGCAAGGCCAAGUAUGAUGUCAAUGAUCCUAACAGACCGAAAUUGGAGAAGGACCUCGAGGUCGAAGCAGGUGGUGCUGGUGUUUACAGCGUCGAUCUCAAGAAGAAAUACUUGCUUGCCGAUGAGGAUUGGAAGAAAGACACCAUCCCUGAGUUCUGGGAAGGCCACAAUGUCGCUGACUUUAUCGAUCCCGAAAUCGAAGAGAAGCUUGAUGCCCUCGAGCGUGAAGAAGAACGUCUUGAGAAGGAAGGAUUCUAUGACAACAACGAGCCCAUCAUGGACUCGGAUGAAGAAGAGCUUCGAAGCACAGCUGACGCUAUUCGGGAACGCAAGAGACUCAUUGUCCAAGCGCAUCGUGCAGCUCGUGGCAGCAAGAACAACGUGCUUCCAAAGAAGAUUACCACCAAGACUGCAACUGUGGACGACAUGAACGUUCACUUGAGCAAAAUGGGCAUUGAUGCCGACGCUGCUGUGGAACGUACAAAGGCAAGUGCUGCAGGUCGCAAGCGUACUCGCGCGGAAGCUAUUCCCGAUGAAGCUGUCAAGGACGCCGAUGCAGCUGCCCGAGACGAAGUGAUGACUCAGGAGAUGAGCAACCUUGGUUUCCGCAACGUCAAGCAAAAGAAGGAAGCCGAUAAGCAAAAGAAGCUGGUACAGGUCCAGAACAACAAGUUUGGCAAGCGUGGCGACUCGGACCGAUCGAUCCAGACCAAGAUGCCCAAGCAUUUGUUCAGUGGCAAGACCUCCAUGGGCUCUCGCGACCGACGAUAA